Molecule: messenger RNA, 7286 nt
Organism: Homarus americanus (American lobster)
Lineage: Eukaryota; Metazoa; Arthropoda; Malacostraca; Decapoda; Nephropidae
Product: thyroid receptor-interacting protein 11-like
Exons: 22
Coding region: 152-5485 (1777 amino acids)
Biological process (GO): endoplasmic reticulum to Golgi vesicle-mediated transport; Golgi organization
Cellular component (GO): Golgi apparatus
Molecular function (GO): small GTPase binding
Source: RefSeq, a predicted model, not a curated record
GGAGUUGAGUGACACCAAAACAUUGCCGAGUUGGCAGGGAGGAGUGUUACAAUAUCUGCCUUCAUAGUGUGGCAAAGUGUAUUAUAUCCUUCUUUAAUGGCUGUUGGCAUGUAGUAGCGAGCCAAGGGAAGUUCUGGUAGACACAAGAAGGAUGUCUUGGCUGGGGGUGAACCUGAACGACAGCCUCAGCAGCCUCAAGGGCCAGCUGUCUAACCUAACCCGUGAGGUGCUGUCAGAGGGCGUCGAAGAUGUUGAAGAUAAUGAUACUCAAGUGCUGGUGCCCAGAGACCGCAUCAAGGAACUGGAAUCUCUCUGUCAACUUCAGAAACAUGAGGUUGAGGAGAGUAAGCGAGCCCGAGCUGAGGUUGAGGAGAGGCUACACGCUGCUGACCUCCACGCUGCCCACCAGGUUAACCUUCUGCGACACCAGCUACAGGAGAGAGAGACUGAACUACGAAAACUGAAGGAGAACAUCACAGAGUGGGGAUGGGAGGUGGGUGACGGUGGCCCCACACACAACCACACCCCAGACCACCACGAUGGGCUCCACGGUGCCGACCAACACAACCACAACCACCAGCCUUCUCCUCAACCAGAAAACACUAAACAACAGGCCUGGCAGGAACAACUCAACCAACAGUUGUCUCGGCGUGUGGAGGAGCUAGAGGGAGAGUUAAGGGCACUGAAGGACUCACACCAGUACGAGGUGGCCGCCCUACAGGACCAGCACCGGCACCAGCUACACGCCCUACGACACACAGAAGGACGAGAUAUCACUAGCCUCUCCCCCAAGACCACCACAACGCACGAGAGUGACGAUGGGUUAUCAGAGCAAGCGAGUGUUACUGCAGCAGAAAAUGGCAGUGAUAGUCCGUGUACAGAGCAAUGGAAACAACUGGAGAGGCACAAUACCCAUCUCCAGAACUCCCUCCACGAGCUUCAGAAGGAAUUGGGGGAAACUAAACAGAAGGCUGAAUCGGUGAGAGAACUGGAGAAGAGAUUGUCUACACUGAGUGAGGAAUGUACUGCACUAAGAACUGAAAAUGAACAGAAUGAUAAAAACCUGGAAGAACUGGACUCCCAAUACCAGGCAGCCAUAGAAAUAAUCCUGAAGAAGAAGAAUGAUUUACAAGAGGAGGCACGAGUGAUGAAGAAGACACAUGACCAGUUAACUCAGCUGGUGGCUCAGUUACAGGAGGAUCAGGCCAAGCAGGAACAGGAGGCGCAACGUCUUCAAGUCGAGCUGCUUAAAUUCCAGGAGAAUGAAGAAACAUCUCGGGUAACUUGCAAUGAACAUCUUGAACAAUUAAAUAACCUGAAGGCCCAGUUAAGUGAUAAAUGUACCUCACUGUCACAUCUUGAGGCUCAGGUUCAACAGUUGUACCAAGAGAAGCAGAGUUAUAAAUCUGAGGAUAAAUAUGAAGAGUUGUGUCAGUGUAAUGCACAGCUUAAGACCACUCUGGAAAAGGUAGAGGCAGAGCUACAGCAAGUCAGGUUAUCGGAAGCAAAUCUGAAGGAGACGAGAGACGCAACAGCAGCGGAAAAUGCAAGUCUCACCGAACAGCUUGAAAGCCAAAGAGAGGAAAAGUCCAAACUCACCGUAUCAGCAACAGAGAGAAAAGCCAUCCAUGAUGCCAAAAAGGAGGAUAUGAUACAAAAGAAGGAAUUAGAAGAGAAACUCGCUACCAUAGAAACUGCCAAGAAUAAUUUAGAGCAAGAGUUGCACAAUAACCAUCGUGCUCUGGAGGAUGCCAAGGCUCGGUCAGGCAUGCUGGAGUCUGAGCUACAAGCUAAAGUGCAAGAAAUUACAAUGUUCAAUACAACAAUAGCAGAACUUGAAGCCAAGAUAAAACACAUGGAGACUGAUAUUCAGGAUCAUCAGAAAUCAAAGAGGGAAGAAAUGGAGGAGGUGAACAAGGGCCUCGUCCAUGACACUCAGGAGGGUCCCAAAACUGUGAAGGCUGGCGUACACAGACUUGCUGAACUCCUACGUGAGUCUGUGUGGCAGAGAGACACCCUGGAGCAUCACGUGUCCACGAUCACACAGGAACUGAGGGAAAAGAAUGAACAGCUGAAUGAAGGAGAGGCAACAAGAACGGAGCUCGAGAGAGAAUGUGAGGACCUACGAGACCAGCUGGAGGAGAUACAGAAAGGUAUUCGGCCUCCACCAGAAGGCAGCAGCCGGGGACUACCCACCAUCGAGGAGGAGACCGAGGGAGGUGCCGAGGGGGACGCCGAUGUGGAACAGGUCGAGGAGAGGCAGACGGUGAAGGCGUAUGAACGCAGUGCAUCUGCGGAGAGGGAUAGAUCCAGUGAGAUUGAAGCUUUCCAAGUACAGGUGGAAGCUCUGUCCGAAGCUCGGAGGAACCUGGAGACGGAAGUUUCCAACCUGAGAGCGGAGCGCGAGGCUUUACAAGGUCGGCUUCGAGAGGCUGAAGGACGGACUGGAAAUUUGGCCAAUUUAGAAACUGAAGCGGCUGCUCUGAGAAACCAAAAGAAAGCUCUGGAGAUGCGGCUGGCAUCACUAACACAACAAUUAGACUUGGAAACGGUUACACUCCAAGAUGAACGGGACACAUUAAAAGAUCAAGUGGACAAUUUGCACGAGAAACUGGAGUGUCUUCGGAUGGAGAUGUCCCUCUCAAAGCAUGAGAGAGAAUCAAUUGGUCAGCAGUUACUCAAUCAAUACCAGGUCGUAGAAAAUCGAGAUGCGACCAUCAGAGUCCUUGAGGGUGAGCUGGAUGGUCUGAGGGACAAACUGCGUGAGUCAUUUGGGGCCGCCAGUUCCAGCUCAGACAGCAUCCUUCAUCACCAGGAAAAGGCAGCCAAGUUACAGGAGGAACUUGAUGCAAUUAAGUCACAACUUAUAUUCAAGGAAGAUAAGAUCGAUGCGUUAUCACAAGUGUUAGAGGACGUUGGCCAAAUUUUCCAAAUAGACGUGACAAACAUUGAUAACGUACACAAACAAAUACGAGACAAAUACUUAUCCUCAGAAAAUUCUCUCGAGGAAAAAGACCAGAGAAUAGAGGAACUAUCGAACACUAACAGAGACUUACAUCUUGAGUUAGAUUUAUGUAAGAAACACAACUCAGAGAUUGGAACUGAAUAUGCAACAAAAAUAACCGAGAAAGAAAAGGAGUUAAAUUCUGUCAAAGAGCAGUUGGAGAAAAAUGAAACAGAGGUUUUCCAUUUCAGAGAAAAAGUGGCAGAGUUUUCAGGGGAAUUAAACAACAAGGAACAAAGUGCCAUGGCUAUGCAAGAUGAACUGAACACUGUAAAGGUCGAGAAAAAUGGUGCUCUCUCAAUGCUUAACCAGCGUACAGAGGAACUGGCCAACAUGAACGAGGAGUACAGCCGUCUACAGAAUGAAUUCAGCAGUGAGAAGGAAUUGGUUUUACACUUGAAACAGGAGAUUGAGGAGCUGAAGGUGAGUCAGGGGCACCAACUUACAGAACAAAUGGGCAUGAACGACAUAGUUAGGGAGAAGGAUAACGAGCUCAAGGAGAAGGAUGCGAAACUCUCCUCGCUCUUACAACAAAUUGACCAACUUGAGAAAGAGAAGACUGAAUUAUUAACUAAAGAGAGAGAGAAUAAAAGCUUAGCAAGUGAUAACCAGAACCUGAACAAACAGGAACAAGCUCUGCGAAACGAGAACUCACAACUAUUACAAGAUAAAAAUUCUCUGCUGGAAGAAAAGGAGAAGUGGAGUCGAGAAAUACAGGAGGUGGAGGGAGCCAAAAGUGUGGCCCAACAGCAGCUGACCAGCCUUCAGUCUGAGAGGGACCACAUGAUCGCCGCCAUCACACAGAAGCAUCAGGAGAGCGUCUCGUACCACACUGAGAUCCAGCGCCUCACACAAGUACUCAAUCAGACAACCCAGCAGUCCACUGAAGAAAAUAAUACAUUAUCAUCACAACUCCACGAGAGUGAGGCCUUGCUGACUGAGACUCGAGGAAUUGUUCUGAAGCUGCGGGAGGAACUGGACGCCAUGAAGUUGACUCAGAGUGAACUUCAGAAAAAUGCUGCUGAUGGAAUUGUACAGAAGACUGAGGCCAGUGGCUUACGUAAGGAGGUGGAGUCAUUAAGAACAAAGUUUACAGUCGUGGAGCAAGAGAGAGACCAGCUUCGUGUUGCUAACUCUCGCUUCAACACCCAGUACCAGGACCAGAGUAAGGAGCUGAGUAAUAUCCGGGAAAAGGAGGGACGCUUGGCAACAGAGUGCGAGCGGCUGAGGCAGCAUCUCGUAGCGGUGGAAGAAUCGUACACAGCCGAGGCGAUCAAGGCCGAGGAGCGAGAGUCAACCCUACGCAGCACACUCACCAAGAUGGAGGAAAAACUCAACAAUCACUCCAAUUUCUACAACAGCGCCAACCAGCGAGCAAGUGUACAGGUUGAAACUCUACAUGAACAAGUCCGCGAGAUGACAGCUAAGAGGGACGAUGCUGUACUGCGACUGCAAACAGCUGAAGAAAAUGCGGAGCAGUACCAGCAGUCUUUAGCCACACUCCAACAGGUUCUGCAAGAUUUCCAAAAGAAUCAAGUUCGAGAAAUAGCUGAAGCAACGGAGAGAACGAGACGACAACUAGAAGAGGAAAAAGAGAUUUCCUCCUCAUUCAUGGCUCAGGCCAACAGUCUCAAGACACAACUCGCAGAAGCUCAGGGCGGCCUGGCAGCAGCAUCAAGACUAGGAGAACAGCUGACGAAGAAGGAGCAGAUGAUUGUUGCUCUCAAGGCCCAAGUAUCAUCCCAGGAGGAGGUCGCCCGGAAGGCUCGGGAUGAAGUGAUGUGUCUUAAAUCCUCGUCAGAAGCAAAGGUGGAAAAGCCCCUUCUACGUAACCUACUGGUGGGAUACUUUGCCACUCCAGCGGACAAACGUCAAGAAGUAUUGAGAAUCAUUGCAGAGGUUUUAAACUUUUCUGGGGAGGAGCGCGCCAGGACAGGUCUGGACAUGCAGGGCACAUCAUGGCUGACGUCAAUAGCUAAUUUCCUCGCUCCGCCGGCUAGUAAUGUCCGUGUUACCUCAAAAGUGGACGUUCUCGACCAUACGUCCCUGUCACAAGCAUUCAUCAGGUUCCUCGAGGAUGAAUCCAACCCUCGGCCACAGGCUCGCCUCCCAGCAGUACUGAUGGCCCAGCAAACAACAGAGAAAGCAGAAAAGAAAGCCCAGGCCAAGGCUCAGGCUGCUAAUAAGAUGAACCCGUUUAUCAGCAUUGGAGAAGCAUCAGCAUCAGCCAAUGAAUCGGGAUCAAGAAAUUCCUCACCACUCUUAGCUGCAGCUUCCACCCCACCAACACUACCCACCAUAACCCCACUGGAACCCACGUCACCAUCGCCGCUAAUUGCACCAACUUCCGUUACUCCCAGCACAGUUAUGACGACAUCAGGCUUCCCAACACCAGUGUCGACGAACAAAUACCUGAGCAAUUUGUUAACCUCGGAGCCAGGUGGAAAAGCUGAUGAGAAUGCUAACAAGCAACCCAGCUAAGCCUUGUAAAAUAAUAGUUGCUGUUGUUAGUAAAUUUGUGGGAAAAAGAUCGAAUAACAUUACUGUAUUUCUUCCCGUAAUAAUUUGUAAUGGAAGUGAUACAGUAUUGCAAUUUAAAAAAAUCAACACAAUGUAGCUUGUGAAAACCAAACUCUGUGAUAACAUAUUUUCUUAAAGUAAGUGUAAAUAUGACUAAUAUUAGGGAGUCCGGAUUAAUUUAGUAUCAUUGGACUGGGUAAUGUAUGCGGAGUUAAGUUGUGACAGGCAAUGAUAACCUUGUAAAAGCUGAAAGGAUAAUUGUUUAGAAACAUAAGGACAUUUAUUAGUAGGGAGCUCAGACUUUGAGAUUAACUAAAUAGAUAAGUAUCACCUAAGAGUUAUUUUGAGUUCAGUUAUUGUAUACUGUAAGGUUGAAGUCAUGGUGUACUUCAUGAGAUCUGGUUACAUGGACUGACUGCCUCCCUCCUAUGGUAUUACAGAUACCUAGAUGGUUGUGGUUAUGACUAUUGGAUCUAAAUUAUAAACUUGGCUCUUGUUAGGUAUUAAUUAAUCAUAAUGUCUGGAGAUAUUAUCUGAGAAUUAGUGCGCUGGAGUACUAAUUAAGCCCGUGAAGACUGGGACUCUUUACAAAUGGGUGCCUGUCCUAAUGAAGACACUGGGGCUUGCCUGUUGACUAAUCACCAGUGUGCUGGGUCUUGUGUAUAAGUGUGUAUGUUGGCCAAGUUAUGAGAUUUCUUCUUGUGUAAAGUAUUGUCAUGAAUUAUGUUUAUUAAUGUAUAAGCUGAAAGUGAAGUGAUGUAUUGUAAAAUUAAAGGAAAUCUCUACACUUUCUAGUGAAGACAGAUGCCAAUUUGCCUUACAGGAGAAGAGGGUUCAUGAUCUUUCUAUGAAUUAUGAAAUCCCCCUGAAGUAUAAGUAAUGUAACCUCAAGUAUGGUUAUGUAUAAAAAAAAGUUAUUUGUCAGAUUAUUUUUCUUAUUUUGUAAGCAAAUUUUUUAUGUUAUAUUAUAGUUGUUCACUCAACCUAGAUAAGAGAUUUUGUUAAUGUAGAGCCAUCUACUUAGUGAUACCUUCCCUCACACUUGUGUUAUUUAUGUCAGUUUGGUAUUUUGUAAUGAAUUAAGAGUGAGACUGGGUCAUACUGGUGUUGUUAUUGUGUGAACAGAUACAGUGCCAAUUAAAGAGGCCAACAAGUGGGUGCAACACGUCUCCCUCAUUCACCCCAACACUAUUUGCUUGGGAAUAUAAUCAGCAAAAAUCCCAAGUUUUGCAUUCAGGUAACUUUACACCCCUUCAAAAAGGAUAUACAAUACAGUAACUGUUUUGGCCAUAUUACAGGGUUUAUUUAUGCAACAUUUUCAUCAUAAUUGGCAUAAAUUUGACUGAACAGUUGUUCAGAAUGUAUGUUUUGGGGUGUUUAACUUUUGACCUCACCAAAUACCUAAAAAUGGGGUGUGGGUUCACUGGGCCAGAACUGAAACACUGCUGACUGAUUAUUAAUAUUGUUUACAAGAAGAAAAAUAGAAAGACAAGGAAAAUACUUUCGCCCAGAGUUUUAAUCGCCCUCAUCUCUUCCACAAAGAACCCGCAAGAAGGAGUCUUUCCUUCAAGUGGUAGUUUUAAUCGGUCAAACCUCAUCUCCUCUGUAUGGGACUGUCGAGGGUUUGGCUGGUAAGCCUGUCCAGCAGCUGAACGAGCUUGUAUUUAGCAGUAAAACUUUUAAAUUUCAUUCUACAGUACGGGUAUGGGUGUUAGUCGUAAAAACAUUAAUGUAAAAAAAAGUAUAAAAUUACCAUCAUGUU